CAUUCUCUCAGCCAACUUGGUAUAUAAAAAACCACCCCAUUAACUCACCAAAAGCAUAGAGUUUGGUUUCAUAGUUUUUCCGGAGUCAGUUGUAAAGAGCAGAACUAGAAGGAUGGAGGGAAAAGAAGAAGAUGUUAGACUGGGAGCCAACAAGUUCUCCGAGAGACAACCUAUUGGGACGGCGGCUCAGUCCCAAGACGACAAGGACUACACUGAGCCACCACCUGCACCGUUGUUUGAGCCCAGUGAGUUGACCUCGUGGUCUUUUUACCGAGCUGGGAUAGCUGAGUUCGUUGCUACUUUCCUUUUCUUAUAUAUCUCGGUGUUGACUGUUAUGGGAGUCGUUAAGGAACCCACAAAGUGCUCAACUGUUGGGAUCCAAGGGAUAGCUUGGGCCUUUGGUGGUAUGAUCUUUGCUCUUGUUUACUGCACUGCGGGUAUUUCAGGUGGCCAUAUCAAUCCGGCGGUGACAUUUGGGUUGUUCUUGGGAAGGAAAUUGUCCUUGACAAGAGCGAUUUUCUACAUGGUGAUGCAGUGCUUGGGAGCCAUAUGUGGUGCUGGUGUGGUUAAAGGGUUCAUGGGGAAGACAAGGUACGGUACUUUGGGCGGCGGAGCUAACUCGGUGGCUCAUGGCUACACCAAGGGAGAUGGUCUUGGUGCUGAAAUUGUGGGCACCUUUGUUCUUGUUUACACCGUCUUCUCCGCCACUGAUGCCAAGCGCAGUGCCAGAGACUCUCACGUCCCUAUUUUGGCACCCUUGCCAAUUGGAUUCGCAGUGUUCUUGGUGCACUUAGCCACCAUCCCAAUCACCGGAACCGGUAUCAACCCGGCUCGUAGCCUUGGUGCAGCCAUCAUCUUCAACAAGGACAAGGGCUGGGAUGACCAUUGGAUCUUCUGGGUUGGUCCAAUGAUUGGAGCAGCACUAGCAGCACUCUACCAUGUAGUAGUGAUCAGAGCCAUUCCAUUCAAAUCAAAAUGAUCCCAUCAACGGCCAUGAUUAUUCUCUCAACAAAAAAAAUCCACAUCGAUCCUUUCAGUUUGUUUGUAUGCUCUUUUGUAUUUGUGUAAGAAUAUUGUAAUAUAUGGGGUAGCCUUUGUUGUAUCCUUUUUACCUGCUUUGGUUUUUUUAAAGCAUAAGAAAAGGCUGGGUGCUGAUGGCAAAUUGGACUCAUCUCAAAGCUGGCAUUGUAAUUUGUAUGAAUGUGGUUUGUGAAAUGUCAUUUUCAUAAUAACGCCGACCCAAAACCUACUUCCA
Messenger RNA from Hibiscus syriacus, 1255 nucleotides. RefSeq names its product probable aquaporin PIP-type 7a. Gene Ontology annotation, biological process: response to water deprivation; transmembrane transport. The record is from RefSeq and is a predicted model, not a curated record. Gene Ontology annotation, molecular function: water channel activity. Gene Ontology annotation, cellular component: plasmodesma; plasma membrane; vacuole. Lineage: Eukaryota; Viridiplantae; Streptophyta; Magnoliopsida; Malvales; Malvaceae. The transcript is spliced from 4 exons. The coding region runs from base 113 to 979 and encodes 288 amino acids.